AUGUCGACAUCCGCCUUCUUCUCUCCGGCUUCUUCGACGCCCUCCGAGACAUCGGAGCAGCGGCUCGUCAGCCUGGAGCUCAAAGAUGGCACCGUCUACCAGGGCUACAGCUUUGGUGCUGAGAAGAGCGCUGCCGGCGAAUUGGUCUUCCAGACCGGCAUGGCCGGCUAUCCCGAGUCCUUGACGGACCCGUCUUACCGCGGCCAGAUCUUGGUGCUCACGUUCCCCCUCGUUGGCAACUACGGCGUGCCCUCGCGAGAGGCGCUCGACGACAUUCUGGGCGACCUGCCUGCCCACUUCGAGUCGUCCCAGAUUCAUGUUGCUGGUUUGGUCACUGCCUCCUACUCCGGGGAGGACUUCUCGCACUUCCUGGCCGAGUCCUCUCUUGGUACCUGGUUGAAGGAGCAGGGCAUCCCGGCUAUGCACGGUGUCGAUACCCGUGCUCUGACCAAGCAUAUUCGCGAUACCGGUAGCCUGUUGGGACGCAUGCUCCUCAAGAAAACCCCGGCAGCUAAUGGGACGUACGAGGAUGCCCCCGACGGCUCGCUCUUGGCUCCCUACACGGCCGAAAACUGGACGGAGCACUUUGAGGCUCUCGACUGGGUGAACCCCAACGAGAGGAAUCUCGUCGCUGAGGUGUCUACCAAGAGUCCGAAGCUCUACAAACCUCCAUCGGGAGUUGCUGUCAAGAUCCACCCAUCGGGACGCCCUCUCCGAAUUCUGUGUCUUGAUGUCGGCAUGAAGUACAACCAGCUCCGCUGCUUCCUGAAGCGCGGCGUUGAGGUUCUCGUGUGCCCCUGGGACUACGAUUUUACCCAUCUGUCUGAAAGGGGAGAAUACGACGGCUUGUUUCUGUCCAACGGACCGGGUGACCCGGCCGUUCUGGACAAGACGGCAAAGCACAUUGCCGAGGCCCUUGCCAAGAACGACACGCCGAUCUUUGGUAUCUGCCUGGGACACCAGCUGCUCGCUCGCGCCACCGGAGCCAGCACUCUCAAGAUGAAGUUUGGCAACCGCGGCCAGAACAUUCCCUGCACGAGCAUGGUCACCGGCCUCUGUCAUAUCACGUCGCAGAACCACGGUUACGCUGUCGACACGGCCACGCUACCGGCUGACUGGAAGGAGCUUUUUGUCAACGCAAACGAUGGCAGCAACGAGGGUAUCAUGCAUGUCAGCCGUCCUUACUUCAGCGUCCAGUUUCACCCGGAGAGCACUCCGGGCCCGCGGGACACUGAGUUUUUGUUUGAUGUCUUCAUUGACACCGUGCUCAACUGCGCAACGGAUGCGAAGUACCUUCAACUGCCGGUCACAUUCCCUGGCGGCACGGCCGAGGAGAACUCCCGGAAUCACCCGCGCGUUCACGCGAAAAAGGUGCUCGUGCUGGGCAGUGGCGGUCUCAGCAUUGGCCAGGCCGGCGAGUUUGACUACUCUGGUAGCCAGGCCAUCAAGGCGCUUAAGGAGGAGGGUAUCUACACCGUUCUCAUCAAUCCCAACAUUGCGACCAUCCAGACGUCCAAGGGUCUGGCAGACAAGGUAUUCUUCCUCCCGGUCAAUGCCGAGUUUGUUCGCAAGGUCAUCGUGUACGAGCGUCCAGACGCCAUCUACGUCACCUUUGGUGGCCAGACGGCACUGCAGGUGGGCAUCCAGCUCAAGGACGAGUUUGCCGAGCUUGGUGUGACAGUUCUAGGCACGCCCAUUGACACGAUCAUCACGACCGAGGACCGCGAGCUCUUUGCUCGCAGUAUGGAGUCUAUUGGCGAGAAGUGCGCCAAGUCGGCCUCGGCCAACAGCAUCGAAGAGGCCAUGCAGGUCGUCCAGAGCAUCGGCUUCCCUGUGAUUGUCCGUGCGGCCUAUGCCCUCGGUGGUCUCGGCAGCGGCUUCGCCAACGACGAAGAGGAGCUGUUGGCGCUGUGCGGCAAAGCGUUUGCCGCGAGCCCGCAGGUGCUGAUUGAGCGCAGCAUGAAGGGCUGGAAGGAGAUUGAGUACGAGGUUGUUCGCGAUGCCCAGGACAACUGCAUCACCGUGUGCAACAUGGAGAACUUUGACCCUCUGGGCAUUCACACGGGCGAUUCCAUCGUGGUUGCGCCAUCGCAGACUCUGUCUGACGAGGACUACAACAUGCUGCGGACGACGGCGGUGAAUGUGAUCCGGCAUCUCGGUGUCGUGGGUGAGUGCAACAUCCAGUAUGCGCUCAACCCGUUCUCGCGGGAAUACUGCAUCAUCGAGGUGAACGCCCGUCUGUCCCGGUCCUCAGCGCUGGCCUCCAAGGCGACGGGCUACCCGCUGGCCUUUAUUGCAGCCAAGCUCGGCCUGGGCAUUCCGCUCAAGGACAUUUCGAACUCGGUUACGCGCGUGACCUGCGCAUGCUUCGAGCCGUCUCUGGACUAUGUCGUGGUGAAGAUGCCCCGGUGGGAUCUGAAAAAGUUUACGCGCGUGUCGACGCAGUUGGGCUCGUCGAUGAAGAGCAUUGGCGAGGUGAUGAGCGUUGGCCGGACCUUUGAGGAGGCGAUCCAGAAGGCGAUCCGUGCCAUCGAUUUUCACAACCUCGGCUUUGGCGACUCCAAGACAGCACUCAUGUCCGUCGACGACGAACUGCAGACACCGUCAGACCAACGGCUGUUUGCCAUUGCCAAUGCCAUGCACGCGGGCUAUUCCGUCGACAAGAUUUGGGAGCUGACUAAGAUCGAUCGCUGGUUCCUGCACAAGCUUAAGGGUCUGAGCGAUUUUGCCCGACGCAUGACCACGCUCACCACCGGCGACGUCGUGAAGAGCCCCGACGUCCUGCUGCAGGCAAAGCGCCUUGGCUUCUGCGACCGGCAGCUGGCGCAGUUCUGGAGCUCCAACGAGAUCGCCGUGCGCCGUCUUCGCCUCGAGGCAGGCAUCACGCCGUUUGUUAAGCAGAUCGACACGGUGGCGGCCGAGUUCCCGGCCUUUACAAACUAUCUCUACAUGACUUACAACGCGACGGAUCAUGACAUCACCUUUGACGAUCACGGUGUUAUGGUGCUCGGCUCAGGCGUGUACCGUAUCGGCUCGUCUGUCGAGUUUGAUUGGUGCUCUGUGCGGGCUAUCCGCACGCUGCGGCAGUCCAAGUUCAAGACCAUUAUGGUUAACUGCAACGCAGAGACUGUAAGCACCGACCAUUCUGAGGCGGACCGGCUUUACUUUGAGAACAUCGACCUCGAAACCGUGCUGGACAUUUACCAGCUCGAAAAUGCCAGUGGCGUUCUGGGCGCGAUGAGUGGCCAGACGCCCAACAUGAUCGCCCUCCCAUUGCUCCGGGCUGGUGUCCGGGUGCUGGGCACAUCCCCAGAGAUGAUCGACACGGCUGAGAACCGGUACAAGUUCUCUCGCAUGCUGGACAACAUCGGUGUUGACCAGCCGACAUGGAAGGAGCUCACCAGCUUCGACGAGGCGCGGGAGUUCUGCAAUAUGGUGACGUACCCAGUGCUUGUCCGGCCUUCAUACGUGCUCUCUGGCGCUGCUAUGAACACGGUCUACUCCGAGGCGGACCUGGAGGCAUACCUGCAGCAGGCGGCGGAUGUGUCACGUGACCACCCGGUAGUGAUCACCAAGUAUAUUGAGAACGCCAAGGAGAUCGAGAUGGAUGCGGUGGCCAAGGACGGCAAGCUUGUCGGGCACUUCAUCUCGGAGCACGUGGAGAACGCAGGCGUGCACUCGGGCGACGCGACGCUGAUCCUGCCGCCUCAGGAUCUGGAGCGGACGACGAUUGCACGGAUCGAGGAGGCGACGCGCAAGAUUGGCGCAGCGCUCAACGUGACGGGACCGUUCAACAUCCAGUUCAUCGCCAAGGACAACGACAUCAAGGUGAUUGAGUGCAACGUGCGAGCGUCGCGGUCGUUCCCGUUCGUGUCCAAGGUGAUGGGUGUGGACCUGAUCGAGAUGGCGACACGGGCAAUUAUCGGACAGCCGUUUGAAGCAUAUCCGCCAACAGACCUGCCGGCGGGCACGGUGGGCGUCAAGGUGCCGCAGUUCAGCUUCUCGCGGCUGUCAGGAGCAGACCCGGUGCUGGGCGUGGAGAUGGCGUCGACGGGCGAGGUGGCAUGCUUCGGAUCGGACAAGUUUGAGGCGUACCUCAAGGCGCUGAUCUCGACGGGGUUCAAGAUGCCGCGGCGCAACGUGCUGCUGUCGAUCGGAUCGUUCAAGGACAAGAAGGAGAUGCUGCCGUCGGUGGCGAAGCUGCAGAAGAUGGGGUACAAGCUGUUCGCGACGGCAGGGACGGCGGACUAUCUGCAGGAGCAUGGGAUUCCGGUGCAGUACCUGGAGGCGCUCGAAAAUGAGGAGGAGGAGGCCGGCAACGGCAAGAGCAAGAGCAAGAGCAGCGGCAACGGGCAGAAGCGGGAGUUCUCGCUGACGCAGCACCUGGCGAAGAACAUGAUCGACCUGUAUAUCAACCUGCCGUCGAACAACAAGUACCGGCGGCCGGCGAACUACAUGAGCAAGGGAUACCAGACGCGGCGAAUGGCGGUGGACUACCAGAUUCCGCUGGUGACGAACGUGAAGAACGCCAAGAUCCUGGUGGAGGCGAUGGCGCGACACUACGAGCUGGAGGUGAGCCUGCGGGACUACCAGACGAGCCACCGGACGGUAGUGUUGCCCGGGCUGGUGAACAUUGCGGCGUUUGUGCCAGGGCUGGUGGCAACGGGCGGCAGCCGGGAUCUGCAGGCGGUGUCGCGAGCGUCGAUCGCGGCCGGCUUCAGCAUGAUGCGGGUGAUGCCGCUGGGAGUCGACGGAGCGAUCACGGACGUGCGGACGCUGAAGCUGGCGCAGCAGAACAGCCGGCGCGGCAGCAUCUACUGCGACUUCAACCUGUCGGUGACGGCGACGUCGACCAACGCGGGCCAGAUCAGCCAGGUGGCCGGCGAGGUCGGGUCGCUCUUCAUCCCGUUUAACCACCUGUCGGACAACAUCAACCGGGUGGCGGCGGUGACGGCGCACUUUGAGGCGUGGCCUGUGCACAAGCCGAUCGUGACGGAUGCGCGGACGACAGAUCUGGCCUCGCUGCUGCUGCUGGCGUCGCUGCAUAACCGGCGGAUCCACGUGACGGCCGUGACGACGCGCGACGACAUCCAGCUGAUUGCGCUGAGCAAGGCCAAAGGACUGCAGGUCACGUGCGACGUCUCAAUCUACUCGCUGUACCUCUCACAGCAGGACCACGCGGGCUGUCAGCUGCUGCCGACGGCCGACGACCAGGCGGCGCUGUGGGAAUACAUGGACGACAUUGACGUGUUCUCGGUCGGCAGCCUGCCAUAUCAGCUGGCUCAUUGGCUCCAGGGCCGCGACGGCCAGCCGAAGCGACCGCAGAACGAGGCUGACACAGCCGUGGGCAUCGCGGACGCGCUGCCGCUGCUGAUGACGUCGGUGGCCGACGGCCAGCUGACGCUGGACGACAUCCGCACGCGCCUGCACGACAACCCGGUGCGCAUCUUUGAGCUGCACGACCAGGUCGGCACGGCCGUCGAGAUCGAGAUCAACCGGCCCUACACGAUCGAGGCCGACGUCGAGGCCGCCCCGUCGCUGUCGCAGUCGCUGUUUGCCGGCCGCAUCAUGCGCGGCGCCGUCCAGCGCGUGACGUUCCAGCACGCGACCGUCUGCCUCGACGGCGAGGUGCUGGCACUGCCCGGUCAGGGCAAAGACAUGUCGACACACGGGGCCCUGCCGCCAGCCACGCCCGUGGUCACGCCGCUCUCGCCGCUGAUCAAGGCCCAGCAGAUGCAGCAUCAGCUGCAGGCCCAGCCAGACAGCCCGCGUCUGCGGCGGCAGUCCAUGCUGUUGUCGAGCAGCGCGCGGGCCCGGGCAGCCGAGUCGACGCUGCUGCUGCCCUCUGCCAUGGGCGGCUCGCCCUCGGCUGCAACAGGUGUGGCUGUGCUGGGCGGUGUGGCUGGACUCGGUGUGGCUGGACUUGGUGUGGCUGAGGAGGGCACCACGACGGUGUCGACGACGGCAGCCGUGUCGACCGGCCACGAGACCGGGUUUGCGAUGACGUCGACGCUGGCGGUGCCGUCAGCUCUGCCGGCGCUGCUGUCGCGGGCGUCGGCGUUCAAGAACCGGCCGGUGCUGUCGGUGCGGGACUACGACCGGGCCGACCUGCACCUGCUCUUCACAGUGGCGCAGGAGAUGCGGCUGGGCGUGCAGCGCGAGGGCGUGCUGUCCGUGCUGCGGGGCCGCGUGUUGUGCACGCUCUUCUACGAGCCGUCGACGCGGACGGCGUCGUCGUUUGACGCGGCCAUGCAGCGGCUGGGCGGCCGAACGGUGGCCGUGGCCACAUCAGCCUCGUCGGUGCAAAAGGGCGAGACCCUGCAGGACACGCUGCGCACCAUGGGACAGUAUGGCGACGCGAUCGUGCUGCGGCAUCCGGACGAGGGCAGCGUCGAGGUGGCUCGGCGCUUCAGCCCGGUGCCGGUGAUCAACGGCGGCAACGGCAGCCGCGAGCAUCCGACCCAAGCCUUCCUCGAUCUCUUCACCAUCCGCGAGGAGCUCGGCACCGUCCAGGGCCUGACCAUCACCUUUGUCGGCGACCUGCGCUACGGCCGCCCGGUCCACUCGCUCUGCCACCUGCUCAAGCACUACCAUGUCCAGGUUCAGCUGGUCGCGCCCGCUGCUCUCGCCCUGCCUGUUGCCCUGCGCGACAGCCUGCGCGCCCGCGGUCAGCUGCUCGCCGAGUCGCACGAGCUCACCCCCGACAUCAUCGCCCGCAGCGAUGUGCUCUACUGCACCCGUGUCCAGAAGGAACGCUUCCCGUCUGUGGCCGAGUACGAGCGCGUCCGCGGCUCCUACCGCAUCGACAAUGCCACCCUGCGCCACGCAAAGUCCAACAUGAUCGUCCUGCACCCGCUGCCGCGCAACGACGAGAUCGCCGAGGAGGUCGACUUUGACCAGCGCGCCGCCUACUUCCGGCAGAUGCGCUACGGCCUGUACUGCCGCAUGGCUCUGCUCGCCCUCGUCAUGGCUACCUGA
Messenger RNA from Grosmannia clavigera kw1407, 6978 nucleotides. RefSeq names its product bifunctional pyrimidine biosynthesis protein. Gene Ontology annotation, cellular component: cytosol; cytoplasm. Gene Ontology annotation, biological process: UTP biosynthetic process; L-citrulline biosynthetic process; L-glutamine metabolic process. The transcript has 4 exons. NCBI's taxonomy places the organism in Eukaryota, Fungi, Ascomycota, Sordariomycetes, Ophiostomatales, Ophiostomataceae. The record is from RefSeq and is a predicted model, not a curated record. The coding region runs from base 1 to 6978 and encodes 2325 amino acids. Gene Ontology annotation, molecular function: amino acid binding; carbamoyl-phosphate synthase (glutamine-hydrolyzing) activity; aspartate carbamoyltransferase activity.